CCUUACCUGUUCCUCUAUCCAGCGGCGUGCUGUCUUCCCGGCUUCUGUAGUGUGGGCACUGGGCAUGACAGCCGGGUGCCAAGUGCGCAUGCGCAAGAAGCGGUGCUUUUUGUGAAUGGUAAGGCGGUACCUGGGACACAUGACAGAUCCCAGAAGCCGCCGGACCAAUCACAAAGCGCAAGUGCUUCUCGCUCAUGCGCACUGGGCACCCGGCUGUCAUGCCGAGCGCCGUUACAGAAGCCGGGAAGACAGCGCGGCUGGAUCGAGGAACAGGUACCCGCUCCCCACCUCCCCAAAGGUCAGCAGUCAUCUGUACUGUCCGCAGUCUCUGGUCAUCCCUGUGCUGUCCGCAGUCUCUGGUCAUCCCUAUACUGUCCGCACUCUCUGGUCAUCCCUGUGCUGUCCGCAGUCUCUGGUCAUCUCCUGUACUGUGUCUGCAGUCCAUUA
Messenger RNA from Staurois parvus, 447 nucleotides. Lineage: Eukaryota; Metazoa; Chordata; Amphibia; Anura; Ranidae. The record is from the annotation of a GenBank genome assembly.